AUGGCCAUGAGCGAGCAAGAUGGGCAGCACGCCACGAACAGCCUUCCCGGAGAUGCGGCGAACGGCGCCGUCGACAUCGACUCCUUCUCGCAGCUCCCGUUCGUGCGGCCCAAGCCGCCCCCGGCGAUGGAGGCCGGCGGGUCGAGCCCCACGUCGUCCAUCCGUCUCUUCGGCUUCGACUUUCCACCCGACGGCGCGGCCUCCUCCGUCACCGACGGCGAUGCUGCCGCUGUCAGCUCCACUGCUCCCGGCCAGGCAGCGGCGGCGGCGUCGGCGUCGGCGUCGGCGUCGGCCGGUGCAAGUGGCGGCAGCGGUGGUCGCAAGUUCGAGUGCCACUACUGCUGCCGGAACUUCCCGACGUCGCAGGCGCUGGGAGGACACCAGAACGCGCACAAGAGGGAGCGGCAGCACGCGAAGCGCGCGCAGUUCCAGAGCGCCAUGGCCAUGCAAGGUCACUACCCCGCCCACGCGUACCCCGCCUUCGGCAGCGGCUACCACCACCGCUUCGUCGCCGGGCCGCCGCACAUGGGCCGCUACGAGCCGCCGCCGCACUACCCCUCGUGGUCCAACCACCACCACCUGGCGCCCACCAUGCCAGCGGCGGUGCCCAGGUACUACGGCAGCGGCCCCGGCUCCGUGUCCCAGCCGAUCAACGGCAGCCCGGUGCCGGCGUCGGCGCUCUGGCGGGUCCCGGGCGUCAGCGUGGCGACACCAGCAGCGCCGCGGCAAGAGCGGCCAACGCCCUUGACUCUUGCCGGGCGUGACGACAUGGCGGUGGCGUGGGAAAGAAGAGGACAAGCCGGCUCGGCGUCGUCGGCGUCAUCAGCAUCGUCGUCUUCGCAGCAUGAGGCCGCGCGCCACGGGGGAGAAGCCGCGGAGAACAGGGCAAACGUGAGCCUGGAUCUCACCCUGUAA
Triticum turgidum subsp. durum (durum wheat) is the source of this 915-nucleotide messenger RNA. Lineage: Eukaryota; Viridiplantae; Streptophyta; Magnoliopsida; Poales; Poaceae. The record is from the annotation of a GenBank genome assembly.